AUGAAGAGCAGAGUCUGGGAAAUGCUUUCCUGGUUUCUAGGUUACUCUGAACUGAGAAGAUUAAAGAUAUUCAUCAAUAAUGAAUGGCAUAAAGCCACAAAAGGAAAAACAUUCGCUGUUAUAAAUCCAAGUACCGGAGAAGAAAUAUGUCAAGUUGAAGAAGGAACAAAAGCCGAUGUCGAUAAAGCUGUUGAAGCCGCUCGAAAUGCAUUCAAAACAAAUUCUGAAUGGAGAAAAAUGGAGCCAGCAGCUCGUGGUGUUUUAAUGAGACAAUUUGCGACACUUUUACGACGAGAUGUAGAUUAUCUUGCGAAACUUGAAACACUAAAUAAUGGCAAACCAUUGGAAGAUAGUAAAGGUGACAUAGCAAUAUCGGCUGAUUGUAUUGACUAUUAUGCAGGAUGGGUAGAUAAAAUAGCUGGCGAAACUUUACCAUCAGCACCCGAUACAUUUUUAUAUACACGUCAUGAACCAAUUGGUGUUUGUGGUCAAAUAAUUCCUUGGAAUUAUCCUAUAUUAAUGAUGGCAUGGAAAUUUGGACCGGCAUUAGCCUGUGGGAACACAAUUGUCUUAAAACCUGCUGAAGAAACACCCUUAACAGCUCUAUAUUGUGGCAGUUUAAUCAAAGAAGCUGGAUUUCCACCAGGUGUUGUCAAUAUUGUACCCGGAGAUGGACCAGAAUGUGGUCAUUCUAUUGUGGUUCAUGAAGGAAUAGAUAAAGUUGCAUUUACUGGCUCAGUUGAGGUUGGUAGAAAGGUUCAAGAGGUUGCCGGAAAUUCAAAUUUAAAACGUGUAUCAUUAGAAUUAGGUGGAAAAAGUCCGUUAAUAGUUUGUGAAGAUGCUGAUAUCGAUUAUGCUGCGGAAUUAGCACAUCGAGCUAUAUUUGCGAAUGCAGCGCAGAGUUGUUGUGCUGGUUCAAGAACGUUUGUUCAUGAAAAAAUUUAUGAUAAAUUUAUUUCUAAAAGUGUCGAAUUAGCUACUAAACGUGUAGUUGGUGAUCCAUUUGAUACAAAAACACAACAAGGCCCUCAGAUAAACAACAGUCAAUUUAAAAAAAUUAUGAACUAUAUCGAAUCCGGUAAAAAACAAGGUGCUAAAUUAGAAUGUGGUGGUGAACGUGUGGGUAAAAAUGGCUUUUUCAUUCAACCAACGGUGUUUAGUAAUGUUAAAGAUGACAUGGAAAUAGCCACGGACGAAAUCUUUGGACCUGUUAUGAGUAUUUUUAAAUUUCAUGAUUAUGAUGAAGUACUUAAACGAGCCAAUGAAACGACUUUUGGUCUGGCAGCCGGAGUGAUAACAAAAGAUGUAACACGUGCAUUCAAAUUCGUUAAUGAAUUACUAGCUGGUAGUGUGUGGGUGAAUGAUUAUGAUGCUAUUACUAAUCAAUCACCAUUUGGAGGAUAUAAACAAUCUGGUCAUGGGAGAGAGUUAGGUAGUUAUGGAUUACGAGAAUAUUAUGAAGUAAAAACGGUUGCGAUCAAACUUGUUUAA
Molecule: messenger RNA, 1491 nt
Organism: Didymodactylos carnosus
Lineage: Eukaryota; Metazoa; Rotifera; Eurotatoria; Philodinida; Philodinidae
Source: the annotation of a GenBank genome assembly